AUUUGGUAUGAGUAAAUUAGACUUAAUGAAUAAGAUGCUCAAAAAAAUUCAUCAAAAAAUUCCACCGGGAAACAUCCCAAAUGGAGACGGCCGGACAGAGCUUCUUAUAUAAGAAUUUAUUUGACUUUUUUAUGUAAGUUCGAGGACCUCUCUCACCCUUUUCCGUAAAUUUCGUUUAAAGUUGUUUACAUGCCCAAACAUUCUUGGAAAAAUUGAUUAUAAUAAUCUCAACUACUGACGGUACCUGACCGACUGUAAAUAAAUUCCUAUAUUUUCUAAAAAGAUAUAGCAGGUAAUCCAUAUAAAUAAUCCCAAAUUUUAAUUUUUACGCUUAAUUUCUAUUAAAAAUUCACUUGUUGGAGCGGAUAAUAUGUGGUCAUGGAACAUUAUUGAUGGACGGUCCAUAUAGUUGGGAUUAUACAAAAAUAAUCAAUAAUUGAGAUUUUAGCGUACCGAUAAUAAUUGGUAUUAUUAUUUUCAAUUUUUCCAAUUCUUUUAGAUAAUUGCUCUGUACUACUUGCAAAUAAUUUCAGCCAUUGCUGUUUUCUGGUUUCAGACUUUCAGGUUCUUUCUUUCUUGUCGAUGCGUUAAACCUACGGCCUGGUUGUGUCUAACUUUUCUUUUUAAAGCUUCAAUUUUUAAAAAAUUUACCAUUUUUUUUGUAUUUUUUCUAUGAGCUUGGUUAGUUGGGGCGUUUACUAGAUCCUCCCGAUUUGUGAUUAUUUUCCAUCAAAUUCAUUUCGUGGUUCGAAGUUCGGUUUUUAAAGGUUUUUAGAGGAAGAAUGAUUGGAAUCCAAGCUUGAUAUUUUUCCCGGCAGUUGGAAUGGGCAAGAAAGGCAGAAUUUUUGGGCUGACUUUCUCACUGUUAAUCCUUUUAAGCUCUUCAAACGCCUCUAAUUCAACAGCAAACAGUUAUUCCACUGCCCCAGAACAGGGUUCGCAAGUGAAUGAAACAAUAAGCCUCAAGGGAUUAAAUGGGAGUUCAGGAAUUGAAAAAGGAAAGCCUAAAGAGACUCAGGGGAGUGAAGACUUGAGUAAAGUGUAUUUGAAGGGUGACAAUACCACAACAGAUGCUAUACCACCUUCGAAAUCGAAGAGCCAUGAAGAGAAAGGGAAAGUAGAGAAUGUCACAAUGGCAGCCGAGGUCAAGGGUAAUGAGAGUUGUGAAGGGGCAUUACAAGAAUGCCACAUUAAGAAUACAUUGCUCGCCUGCAUACAAAUGCCAAAAAAUGGUACUACGGGGUCAAAAGAACCAUUCCUUGUUCUUCAGAAUGAAGGAUAUAGCAGGCUGGAAGUGAAAAUAUAUACCCUGACAUCAGCAGGAAAAGAUUCUGCCACAGUCAAUGUAAACCAAACAAUAUGGGUAAAUAUAUCAUCAACUUUGAGCCAAAGAUCCAAAACAGUAGUAGUUGAUACAGGCAUUAGUGGUAGAUGUGAGCUUCUUGGGUUGGGUCAUUCUGUCGCGCCUGUGGGCAACCUUGUCCAGCAGUUGUCUCUAUACUCAAAACAAGUGACUCCCGUCUAUGGUGCCUACUUCCUGUUUCUGGUGGCACUAGUUUUUGGCGGGACAUGGGCUGCCUGCAAGUUAAGAAAAAAGAAACAGCCCGGCAGUGGAGGAGUUCCUUAUCAUGAACUUGAAAUGGGGUUACCGGAAUCUUCUGCUGUCAUACACGUGGAUAACACUGCAGAAGGCUGGGAUCAGGUUUGGGAUGAUGAUGAUUGGGAUGAGGACAAUGCGGUCAAUCCGCACCACCGUCUGGGGAACAUUUCUGCCACUGGUCUAACUGCCCGAUCUGCAAAGAAAGAUGGAUGGGAUAACGACUGGGAUGACUAGUGAGUGAAGCAAGAAGGAAUUUUUGAAACCAAGAAACACAUACAAAUCAUACAAUUUCCAAAGGAGCCUAAAAUCUUGUAAUUUAUUUCUUAUGGGAUCGAUUGAUUCUACCACAGAAGUUUGCUGUAUCAUAAGGUAUAUGUUCUUGUGGAAUACCAAGAACCAGUUUUUUACCUUUUGUGUUGAUUUUUUUUUAUCAUUAUAGUAACUACUACUUCGUGGCUAUUUUUUUACAUGCUUUAUAUCAAAAGCUUUUGAAAAAAUUAGCUUGAUGUGAGCACUUAUAGUUAUACACUUAAUAUGUAGUAGUUGGC
Molecule: messenger RNA, 2148 nt
Organism: Cuscuta europaea
Lineage: Eukaryota; Viridiplantae; Streptophyta; Magnoliopsida; Solanales; Convolvulaceae
Source: the annotation of a GenBank genome assembly